AUGUUUUUUAAAGCCGGUUACAAAAUCAACGAUAAAUAUAUUACUAAAGGAGCUCUAGCGGCAACUUUAAUCACAGUAUUCUUUGCAACAUUGUGUCUUACAAUCAUCACAGCCUCAGAUAAUGAUACAAGAGUAAUUGAAAUACUUCCUUCCAUUCUAGGAGCGUUAGUAUUUUUGGGAAGUGUUUAUUUGGUAAACGUAAUUAAAUCGCAAGUCAGAAGAAUAAUAAAUGAUUACAAUCUAAAUAGGAGAAUCUCCCUUAAAAAGGUGUCUGUAGGCUCUGCCUUAGCUGCUUUGGACAGGGAACUUCACAGAAAACAGAAAAAUUCAGUGAAUACCGCAGCCAACACAUAUGAUCGCAUAAAGUUAUGGUACAGCUAUUCCAAAUUGUCUUUGACCUGUAUGUUGAAAAAUGCCGGUGUUUCUUUGAUAAUUUGGGAUUUUUUAAAACUAUCUCUUUGGCUAAUAACACUAACGUAUUGGAGAAGAGAUGCCAUAUAUGAUAAAUGGGAUUAUUCCCUUGUGCCGAAGAUUUUAUAUCCACUCCAUUUCUUCAGUAUUUCAGCCGUAAGAACAUAUUUAUUAUAA
This is a messenger RNA of Theileria orientalis strain Shintoku, 588 nucleotides long. RefSeq lists its product as hypothetical. The transcript has 4 exons. The coding region runs from base 1 to 588 and encodes 195 amino acids. The record is from RefSeq and is a predicted model, not a curated record. NCBI's taxonomy places the organism in Eukaryota, Apicomplexa, Aconoidasida, Piroplasmida, Theileriidae.